UAUAUGUCUAUAAUAUUUUCUUUAAUAGAAAAAGAAAUAACUAAAAUGAACAACAGCUUUUGUUUUAAUUUAAACACGUAUAGAUUCCAGUAUUUAUUUGUCAGAGUAGAGGUCAUGUUUGAUUAUGACACCUGAAGUAGCAGCUUUCAUCAUUCAGAUGUUGGAACUUGUGUGGAAAUGUUUUUUUUUUUUUUCCAAGUCAAAUACAUUCAGUGGACUGAGACGGAAGCUGACUAAUGGGUUGAGAGUAACAGAGGACAUGCUGAGGUUUCUGUGACGGGGGAGUCACCUGGGAGAGUGCUGCUCAGCUCCACCAUAUAAGACGGAGCAGAGCAAGAGGGGACCAUGAAACAGCUCCAGAAGCCGAGAGAGAAGAAGGGCACCAGUCAGCGCACUUUACAAUCCCUCUCUCAGACGCUCGACAGGAAGGAGCACAGAAGCUCAAACAAUGAAAAGCGCCCACUCUUUAGCUGGACUCCUGCUUCUCAUCAUCAUCCAAAGCAGCUGGCAGGUGCCAGACCAGGACACAGAUCGAAACUCCAUGUUACUUACUGAAAACUCCAUGUUGACCGAACCCAUUGAGCUCCCAUACAUGAAGAGACAUUCAGAGGGAACAUUUUCCAACGACUACAGUAAAUACCUGGAGACAAGAAGAGCUCAAGACUUUGUCCAGUGGCUAAAGAACUCAAAAAGGAACGAGAGUCUAUAUAGACGCCAUGCAGAUGGCACCUACACCAGUGACGUGAGCUCCUACCUGCAGGACCAGGCAGCCAAGGAGUUUGUGUCCUGGCUGAAGACUGGCCGAGGCAGGAGAGAGUAGACUCGACCACAGAGCCCCACCAGCUCCCUGAAUAAUGCAACAGUUCCCACCGACUCUGUGCCGUUAUAUGUGUCACAAUCUGUACUUGCCUUUUCCUUGGUCAUGCUAUUAAAUUCAAUAAGGAGCUCAGUCGGCCUUCAGUGGUUGAAGGUAAUGUUGUCAAAAUGCAAAAAGUUACUGUAUGUUUUAAAUGUGUCUCAAUCAUAAAUGCUGUGUGAUUUUUAAUUUUUUGAUCUAGCGUUCACAUUAUGAUUGUUUCUCCUUUUUUUUGGCAUUUUCAUCUUUCUUCUCACCUAAACUUGGAAUAAUAAGAUACAAUAACAUUAUUGGUCUGAAUUUCAAGUUUAAUGAUAAUGUUUUAGGCACAGGAUCCACCUGUUAAUGUCCGUCAGUAAUUGAAUAAAAGUGUCA
Seriola aureovittata is the source of this 1231-nucleotide messenger RNA. It is a transcript of the gene gcgb, whose product is annotated as glucagon b. Gene Ontology annotation, biological process: response to starvation. Gene Ontology annotation, cellular component: extracellular region. The record is from RefSeq and is a predicted model, not a curated record. Bases 449 to 820 code for a protein of 123 amino acids. The transcript has 4 exons. NCBI's taxonomy places the organism in Eukaryota, Metazoa, Chordata, Actinopteri, Carangiformes, Carangidae. Gene Ontology annotation, molecular function: hormone activity; glucagon receptor binding.